Messenger RNA from Theobroma umbraticum, 4043 nucleotides. It is a transcript of the gene PAP23, whose product is annotated as purple acid phosphatase 23. Gene Ontology annotation, molecular function: acid phosphatase activity; metal ion binding. The record is from RefSeq and is a predicted model, not a curated record. NCBI's taxonomy places the organism in Eukaryota, Viridiplantae, Streptophyta, Magnoliopsida, Malvales, Malvaceae.
AUUUUAAAAAAAUAAAAUUAAAUUAAAAAAAAAAAGAAGAAAAAAGGCGAUUCCAUCCGUAUCCACUAUCCAGCAAGGGACAAAGGGAGCAGAUAGCAAAUGUAGCUGAGCUAAAUUUGGUGUUGCCAGUGAUUCCAGUUGCAAGGAAGAAGGCAGGCAGUCAAUCCAAAAUCGAAAAAGCUGCUUUGUUAUGUCUCCGUGCAAGGCUAGGCAUGGGCCUUAGGCAAUAACACCACGCCAUCGUCUUUCGGCAUUUAGCAGACAACAUGUUGCUUCGUUUUGAAGGCAAUUCAGAGGUCUGUUGUCAACUCUUUUGAGGCAGACUUUGCAACUAUAAUUACUAAUGUUUUUCAUAAUCCGACCCAUUAUUGAAUCCAUUGGAGGUUUGGUUUUCAGUCCCCCCCCGAUUGAACCAGUUGUUUCAGUUCAAUGUCCCGUUUCUUGUUUGAAAUAUAUUUGUUUGGUAUAAAAUACAUUCACAGAUGAAAGAGUCUGAAAAUAUAGAUGUUUUUACUUUACUGCUAAUCAGUUUGUUGUUGGUGACUUUUAAAAUAAAAUUUCAAAAAUUUGUUAAAAUAAAAUUGUACAUCUCCUUUUUCUGUCGGUUUGUGUUUUUAAUUCGUUUUCAUUUUCUUUUUUCCUGCUUUUGUUUAUUUCAAUAAAUAGUUGAUAUUUUCAAAUCUUUUAUGCCUUUCUUCAUUCCAUAUCUCCAUUUCUCUUUUGUGUUUUUAAUUCUAUUCUUACUGUGUUUCAUUCUUACUGUGUUUCAUUUUUUUUUAUACUUUUGUAAGCUUUUUCAGUUAUUUCAAUAAAAUUUAAUUAGAAUUUUAAGAUUUCAAUUUUUUUUUGUGUUUAAUUUAUUAUUCGCCAAAUUCAUUUAUCUAUAAAACUAAAAUUUGAUGGACAAACCAAAAACACUCAAACCAGUUUAACAAAUCUUAGAUUCCACUCGAUACAAUAAACCCUAAACUCAUUCAAAAAAACUAAUUCGAAUAAUCCUAAAAUCAAUACAAUUUGAUUUAGAAACCCUAAACUUGAUUCGAUCCCAAUUAAGAAAUUUUAAAACCGGUUCAAUUCAAUUCAAAAAAUCCAAAAAUCAGUUCAGUUUGAUUAUAAAAACCCUAAAUUAAUAGUAUUUAGCAGAUUCACAUAUAACCAAUCAUCUUAUUUUUAAGACUGUUACUUAGUUUAAGACAAUUACCUUUUCGGGUUUUAAGAUACCUUAACCCUUACCAACGUUAGAUAAUUGAGAAAACUGUCAAAGAUUUUAUAAUUGAAGUGGUACGUUGGAACUUUUAUACAGUUUGGAUACCAUAUUGAACAUUGGGCUUAUCUUGAGGCACCUUUGUGUAAUCAUCGCUCAAGUUUUUAAUAAAUCAAAAUAACCUUCUUGGCAAUGGGAGAAACCCAUUUGUGUGGACCAUGAUAAAUGUAUAAAAAGGAUUACCUUUGGUUUAAAUCGAUGGAUCAUUUAGAAGGGCAAAACGCCAAAGAAAUGGCAUAUUCCAUUAUCCCUAACAUAGAUACGAAGGUAACUUAGCAAACUGAUGCAACACCAAAACUUUCUGCUCUUCCGAUUCACUUUCAUGAUGAGCCAGCUAGCCUUCCAACGAUUUUGACGGCACAUCAUUGAUACCAAAAAUCAACAGCAAAAAGAAAAAACACAGAAAACACAGAAACUUAAUGGAGGACUGUAAACUGUGCAUGCUUGUUACCUUUUUCUUGAUCAUAACAAAGAUGGUUGCUACUGGAAAAUACAUACCAACAACUUUAGAAGGACCGUUUGAUCCUGUGACUAUCCGUUUCGACCCGUCUUUACGCCAAGGCAGUGAUGACAUACCAAUGGAUGACCCAAGGCUCAAGAAGAAUGUCACCUCAAUGUUUCCAGAACAAAUAGCUCUUGCUUUAUCCACACCGACUUCAAUGUGGGUUUCUUGGGUUACAGGUGAUGCACAGAUUGGUUCCAAUGUGACUGCCCUUGAUCCUACAUCAGUUGCCAGCGAGGUUUGGUAUGGGAAAGAGAGUGGAAAGUAUACAAACAAAAAGACAGGAAAUGCAACUGUUUAUAGCCAAUUGUACCUAUUUGAAGGGCUCUUGAAUUAUACCUCCGGCAUCAUUCACCAUGUGAGAAUUGAUGGUCUGGAACCAGGAACAAAGUAUUACUAUAAGUGUGGAGAUAGCUCUCUUCCAGCUAUGAGUGACGAACAUGUCUUUGAAACUUUAUUAUUACCUGGUCCAAAUUCCUAUCCUCGCAGAAUAGCACUUAUAGGAGAUUUAGGUCUAACCAGCAAUUCAUCAACAACUAUUGAUCAUCUGACCAGGAAUGAUCCCUCAUUGAUCUUAAUGGUUGGAGACUUGACCUAUGCAAAUCAGUACCUUACAACUGGUGGGAAAGGAGUUCCAUGCUUUUCAUGUGCUUUUCCAGAUGCACCAAUUAGAGAGACUUAUCAACCUCGCUGGGAUGGAUGGGGAAGGUUCAUGAAGCCACUGAUCUCAAGAGUUCCUAUGAUGGUCAUUGAAGGCAACCACGAAAUUGAACCUCAGGUAGCUGGGAUCACUUUCAAAUCAUAUUUGACAAGGUUUGCAGUUCCAGCUGAGGAGUCUGGCUCUAACACUAACUUUUAUUACUCUUUUGAUGCUGGAGGGGUACAUGUCAUUAUGCUGGGGGCAUAUGUUGACUAUAACAGUACAGGAGCUCAGUAUGCUUGGCUAAAGGAAGAUCUACAUAAAGUAGAUCGAAUGGUAACCCCAUGGCUAGUAGCAGCAAUGCAUCCACCAUGGUAUAAUAGUUACUCCUCACACUAUCAAGAAUUUGAAUGCAUGAGGCUGGAAAUGGAAGAACUUUUGUAUCAAUACGGAGUUGAUAUCAUUUUUUCUGGUCAUGUUCAUGCUUAUGAGAGGAUGAACAGAGUAUAUAAUUAUACAUUACAUGCUUGUGGACCUGUCUACAUAACAGUUGGAGACGGUGGGAACAUUGAGAAAGUUGAUGUUGAUCAUGCAGAUGACCCUGGAAAGUGCCCCUCAGAAGGACAUAAUAUACCAGAGUUUGGAGGUGUGUGUCAUUUGAAUUUCUCUUCUGGUCCUGCUAAAGGCAAGUUUUGUUGGGACAGGCAACCAGAGUGGAGUGCGUUUAGAGAAAGCAGCUUUGGACAUGGAAUACUUGAGGUUCUGAAUUCAACAUAUGCAUUGUGGACUUGGCACAGAAAUCAGGAUAUCUACAAGGAGGAAAGUUCUGGUGAUCAAUUAUAUAUUGUGCGACAACCUGAAUUGUGCUCUCCCUCUACAUCCUUAAAAGUGAUUUUCCACUUCAACAUCAGAGAACUACUAUUCAAUUCAUUAUUUUAUUUUUCUUGUGGCAAAAGGAUUGAAGUUUCCUUAAAAAGGGAUCCAAUGAGACUCAGCAAGGAGCGCAAGCAAAAGAAAGUGCAGCGGUAUCUGCAAAAUGGGCGUGGGUUCUGCCAUUGUUCUUCAUAGUUAUCAUUGCUUUCUGUUGACAAUUGUUAAAAUGAUUAUAGCUUGAUAAGAGAGGUGCCAAAAGAUUACUAAGUUUACUGGGUGAAGACCAGGUCACUGGAGGAACCAUACAACAAUUAUUAGUUACAUUUUCAGGUCAUUGCUGCAUGCUCCGUACGACUGUAACUCUUUCAAUUCAGGAUCAUGAAGAUUGUAGGAGCAGUGCUUUCAUCAUGCCUGCAAGUCCUGCGUGAUGUUGUUCUAGACUUGUAGUGCCAAAAAUACCACAGCAAGGUUUUAAGACAACAGAUCAGUUUAAAGUCAAACGAAUUUAAAUAAUCGGAGAGCUAAUAGUUGAGAGGGAGGUUUGAUAAACUAAUCAUCGCCAAAACAAAAUGGAAUCAGGCAAAUAUGCUGUUUGGAGUUCCAUUGUAAUAUUUGUAGUACUUCCAUAUUGAGCCUAGCUUGGUUUUAAGUCAAGAGAAUUUGUCAUGAUACCAAGUUUACUUGGCAGAGCUUUUUUCUCGUCUGUGCUACAAUCACUUGUGUCCCUCAAGAGGUACGGAAUUUCUACAUCUUCAAAUGCAAGA